AUGCUCAUGGAGACCAUCGUCCGCUACCUGGACGAGCUCAUCGUCAAGGGCUACCCCGAGGCCGAGGGCGGCGCGGCCGAGGCCCCCGCCGGAGGCGGGGACGGCGCGGCGUGCCAUCUGGAGAGCCCCGGCCUGCCGCCGGCCCUGCCGGAGGCCGGCGGCUCUUCUCCCUCCUCGACCCUGUCAGGGUCGGCGCCGAGCGCGUCUUGCCCGGAGGCGCGCCCGCCCGUGAGCCUCCAGGCGGCUCUGGCGGCCCAGCGGGCCCGCGAGGCAAAGGAUGCGGAGGCGAGGGAUGAGCCCGACGUGCUGACGCCCUGA
Messenger RNA from Prorocentrum cordatum, 318 nucleotides. The record is from the annotation of a GenBank genome assembly. Lineage: Eukaryota; Dinophyceae; Prorocentrales; Prorocentraceae.